Colossoma macropomum (tambaqui) is the source of this 1787-nucleotide messenger RNA. RefSeq names its product melanocortin 2 receptor accessory protein 2a (gene mrap2a). Gene Ontology annotation, molecular function: type 3 melanocortin receptor binding; type 1 melanocortin receptor binding; corticotropin hormone receptor binding. NCBI's taxonomy places the organism in Eukaryota, Metazoa, Chordata, Actinopteri, Characiformes, Serrasalmidae. Gene Ontology annotation, biological process: regulation of adenylate cyclase-activating G protein-coupled receptor signaling pathway; protein localization to plasma membrane. Gene Ontology annotation, cellular component: endoplasmic reticulum; plasma membrane. The record is from RefSeq and is a predicted model, not a curated record. The transcript is spliced from 3 exons. The coding region runs from base 195 to 962 and encodes 255 amino acids.
ACCACCUGCUCUGGACCGAGACACACUGGACACACGAGUUGCUCGUCUGCUCUGCGCACCGUUUCCAUCAGCGAUACGGAUUAACAGCCGGAACUUUAUUUCUCCCAACGCUGCGUGAAAACGGCAGCCUCGCUUCAGCUUCGUACACACAGCGAGAGAGUCAGUGGCGAAACGGUAACGGCAGACGCUGCUGUAUGUCUGCUCACAGCUUCGUUAUUCAGUUAAGAGUGUUAUUCAGAGUCCAGGCCUUCGGACCAGCUCGUUUCUUUCGACCCCUUUUCGUUAUUUUUAUAAUUAAAGCGAUGCCGAGACUACAGCACCCGAACAGCACCGCCAGCAUUGCCAACAAUGAUUAUGAAUGGAGGUACGAAUACUACGAUGACGAAGAGCCUGUGUCCUUCGAGGGACUCAAGGCACACAGAUAUUCCAUUGUGAUUGGCUUCUGGGUGGGCCUUGCAGUGUUUGUCAUUUUCAUGUUCUUUGUGCUGACUCUGUUGACCAAGACAGGAGCUCCACAUCCAGAGAGUGCUGAACCAUGCGAUGACUGUGUGCAUCUGACCAGCUGUGUUGAAGAAUUAGGCCGUCAGCGGGAUGCAGACAACACCAGACCUGGUUUGUCUCGGCCCUUACUGGAGGAGUCUCGCUUUCUCUUCAACUGCUAUAUUAAUGAAGAAGAGCAGGCAGGAGAACGCACCCUGGACAGAGCCUGCAGAGCUCAUGCACAGUCAAGCAGCACCGAGUCGAGUGGGCAGGUGGAGACGGUUGGCCUCAUUGUCCAGAGCACACAGGUAGAGACAAGGGAUGACAGCGAGGCAGCUUUUCUGGCUCACUUCAACAUCCCAAACUCUGUGAACUCUGAACUCAGUUCCACACUGGGUGAUGAUGACUUACUGCUGGGCGGGGCGCCGAUAAUCAUGGACAGCGAGUCUCAUACACGUAGCAUGCAUCACAUUAGAAACUAAACAUUUACCACCAUCAUUUUGACCAAAUGGACAUAAAAAUUAGUCUGAGUGGAACUAAGACGCAUACAUGGACAGUAAAUACUAUGGCACAUCUACUCUAAACAUAAGACCGAACUCCAUAAAUAAGAGUAUGUGAACCCAUUUUAAAUAAGAGCGGAAGGAUGUGCCUCUUGACAAGCUACCACCAAAACAUUUCCAUUUAUCCUCAUCUGCCCUCACUGUGCUGUAAGAAUAACAUCUAUUCUUUUGAUGCUGCAGAGGCUAUAAAGAGCAUUUGCUUCACCAAAUCACUCACCUUUCGUACACUGGAAUAAUUAUCACAAAAUGGAUCACCAAGUAUGGAGGGGGCUAAUCCGAGAGGCUAUCAAGCGGUCUGCAUCUGUAAAGGAGCUACAGGCCUUUGUGGCAGGAACCGGUUAGGUAGCAUCUGACCCAAUUAGUCCAUAUAACUGGCUAUUGGAAGUCAUUACUUGAAUUACACUGGAAGCUUUCAAAAUGGAAGGCAGGACAAUGGCACAAAGAUCCACACUGUGAAGUAUGGUGGUGGAAGAAAGGGAGAUUCACCUUUAAGCAUCAGAACAACCCAAGCCACAAGCUAAAACCUCUGGACCUAGAAUCUUGCUUCUGUAACCUGUGGACCAGGUUGGGACAACACCUUGGGAACACCAUUCUUCCAGUCUCUGGAAGUUCUACUUUUACACAAAAUGCUUGAAGGGAGAGAAAGAGAAACAACUUAUUGUUGUUUCUCUUUAUGACAGCAUUGGUGUCUACAAGCCACUGUACAUUAAUCAGCUCAGUGACUGCCAUGCUCCAAUAACAACCAAA